CCCGGGUGGUUGCACGCAACGCAGCCAAAGAAACGCCCGGCCGAAGGUGAGGGGCCACCGAUCGAUCGGGUGCAGUUGUCGUCGGAGAGAUGGACGACGUGGAGGAGGGUGUUGGCCGGCCGGCGGUGCAGCUGCAGUACACGACGAAGCGGGCUGCGAGCUCGCCGUGGGGACUUCGGAAGGCGACGCUUUUACUGGCGUACCAGAGCUUCGGCGUCGUGUAUGGCGAUCUCUGCAUUUCGCCCGUCUACGUGUACAAGAACACCUUUUCCGGGAAGCUGCGGCUGCACGAGGAGGACGAGGAGAUCCUCGGGGUGCUGUCCCUCGUCUUCUGGAGCCUGACGCUCAUACCGCUUCUCAAAUACAUCAUCCUUGUUCUUGGAGCAGAUGACGAUGGAGAAGGUGGCACAUUUGCGUUGUACUCGUUGAUGUGCAGGCGCUCAAGGAUGGGCCUCCUGAUGAACAGUAUAAACGACGGGUGUUUAUCGGUGUACAGCCAGGAGGAGGAACCUCGCGAGGAGGAGCUGAAGAGUAGUCUGGCGAUAAAGUCUUUCAUCGAGAGGCAUUACUCGCUCCGUGUCCUGCUGCUGCUCUUCGUCCUGAUGGGUACUAGCAUGGUUAUUGGGGAUGGCGUCUUCACCCCAACUAUGUCAGUUCUAUCAGCAGUUUCUGGACUCAGAAUCAAGUUUCCAGAGCUACAUGAAAAUUACACUGUGCUUCUCGCCUGUUUCAUUUUGGUUGUCCUUUUCGCGCUGCAACACUACGGAACCCACCGCGUUGGGUUCCUGUUCGCUCCUAUUCUGCUUGCCUGGCUUGGCUGCAUCGGCGGCAUCGGCAUAUACAACAUAUUCAGGUGGAACCCUAGUGUCGUCCGUGCUCUGUCCCCGUACUACAUAUACAACUUCUUCAGGAAGGCCGGCAAGGAUGGCUGGAGCUCGCUAGGAGGGAUUGUUCUAUGCAUCACAGGUGCUGAAGCAAUGUUCGCUGAUCUUGGGCAUUUCUCCAAACUUUCACUGAGGCUUGGAUUCACAAUAGUUGUGUAUCCAUGCUUAGUCCUGGCUUACAUGGGUGAGGCUGCUUAUCUAUCUAAACAUAGAGAGGACCUACAGAGCAGCUUUUACAAAGCUCUCCCAGACAGAGUGUUCUGGCCUGUCCUGAUCAUCGCAACACUAGCCACAGUCGUUGGGAGCCAGGCCAUCAUCUCAGCUACGUUCUCGAUCAUAAGCCAGUCCAGGGCUUUGGGGUGCUUCCCGCGGAUAAAGAUCGUGCACACAUCCAGCCACGUCCACGGCCAGAUCUACAUACCGGAGGUGAACUGGGCCCUCAUGUUCCUGUGCCUGGCCGUCACCGUCGGCUUCCGCGACACCGAAAUGAUCGGAAACGCCUACGGGCUCGCCGUGAUCCUGGUGAUGUUCGCGACCACAUGCCUGAUGUUCCUCGUCAUCACGGUCGUGUGGAGCCGGAGCGUGGCGCUGGCGGCGCUCUUCACGGCGGGGUUCGGGUCCGUGGAGCUGACGUACCUGUCGGCGUGCCUCGCCAAGGUGCCGCACGGCGGGUGGCUGCCGCUGCUGCUGUCGCUGGGCACGCUGCUGGCCAUGUCGACGUGGCACUACGGCACGAAGAGGAAGCGGGAGCACGAGGCGCAGAGCAAGGUGCGCCUGGACCGGUUCCUGGGCCUGAGCGCCGGCAUGGGCCUGGUGCGCGUCCCGGGGGUGGGCUUCGUCUACGCCGCCAGCGCCGCCGCUGGCGGCGUGCCCCCCGUGUUCGCGCACUUCGUCACCAACUUCCCGGCGUUCCACCGGGUGCUGGUCUUCGUGUCCCUGCAGACGCUGGCGGUGCCCCGUGUGCCCCCCGGCGAGCGGUUCCUGGUGGGGCGGGUCGGCGCGCCGGCGCACCGGAUGUUCCGCUGCGUCGUGCGCUACGGGUACAAGGAAGGGCGGCGGGACCACUUCAACUUCGAGAACCAGCUGCUGAUGAAGGUGGUGGAGUUCCUGCAGCUGCAGGACGCCGCCGCCGCCGCCAAGGCGGGAGGAUGCGUGUCCGGGUCCGGGGAGCUGUCGGUGAUCCCGGCGCACGUGGACGCGGGCUCGGCGCCGCCGUCGUGCAGCGAGAUCGACGCCGGCAGGAGGGUCCGGUUCGAGGAGCCGAGCGGGGCCGCCGCCGGCAGCGAGGAGGAGGUGAAGACGCUGCUGGAGGAGCUGGAGUCCGGCGUGUCGUACAUGAUCGGGCACACGUGCGUGCAGGCCCACGAGUCGUCGCCCGCCGUGAAGAAGUUCGCCAUCAACGUGGUGUACGGGUUCCUCCGGCGCAACUCGCGGCGGCCCGCCGUGGAGCUCGGCAUCCCCAACACCUCCCUCAUCGAGGUGGGCAUGACGUACAAGAUCUGAGUCCGACUAGUGUCUAGUGGCACCUCGCCGGUGAGGACGAGCACGCUAGCUGGGGCUGAAAACACCGACGAAGCUGCAGGCUACUGUAGGGGAAUUGCUAUUUCAGAAUUCAGAGUCACAGGGCCCCCUUUUUUUUGUC
Messenger RNA from Zea mays, 2526 nucleotides. Its product is annotated as Potassium transporter 1. The record is from RefSeq and is marked provisional. The transcript is spliced from 9 exons. Gene Ontology annotation, cellular component: membrane. Gene Ontology annotation, molecular function: potassium ion transmembrane transporter activity. The coding region runs from base 90 to 2387 and encodes 765 amino acids. Gene Ontology annotation, biological process: potassium ion transmembrane transport. NCBI's taxonomy places the organism in Eukaryota, Viridiplantae, Streptophyta, Magnoliopsida, Poales, Poaceae.